Messenger RNA from Schistosoma curassoni, 3223 nucleotides. The record is from the annotation of a GenBank genome assembly. Lineage: Eukaryota; Metazoa; Platyhelminthes; Trematoda; Strigeidida; Schistosomatidae.
GACCUAAGUUUGUAAAGCGGCCUGUACAAACUUGCUGUUCUUGUAAUUAAAACGUAUUCAGGAGUGUGAUGUAUGAUUUACUUUUUCAGGAGUUUUCCCAUUAAAAUAUUGGAGUCACUUGUGGUAAUAGUCAACAAAUGUUUCAGACUUGCGUCUUAGAGUAAGUGGAGUUUGACUGAAGGAUGUACUCAAAAGUGAAACGCUUGCAAAUUCUAGGUCUCACAAAAUUCCCCUUCCUAGCCAAUGCAAGGUUAUCCUACACUAAUAUGACAGAUUUUUUAUUGGGAAGCUGGUAAGUAUUAGGAGACGCCGAAGCAUGAUAAUUUUGGUUUGCUUGCAUGUAUGUCUACCGGGCUUAAGCUGUCCAAGUCUGUUAGCGUCAUAUGACCAUGACACCGAUUUUUAUGUUGCAUGAUAGAAAUUCUUCGUUACUACCUGGUCACUAUUUGCUUUAGUCAAUGGCGUUUUUUGAAGUGGCUUGCACAGGUUUAUGUUUAACUUACUAGUCUUUAUUAUUAUUAUUUGGACGCAGAUGUUGGCACAAGGGGGCACCGAAUACACACGCGCCACACAAAUCUCAUUUGAUACUAGUCUUCAUCAGACACGGUGUUUGUUAUCCAUACUAUAAAACUAAUUUCCUGGACAAUAAAUAGAGCUUAUUGUAAAACCAACUGAUUAUAGGGCUUAUUGUUUAAAUUUCCUAAUUUUUAAGACUCGUAUCUAGUCACAACGCCUCAAUUAUUUGUUUUCUUUCUAUGUGAUCUGUCUUCAAAUAUUUUCAACCGCUUUUUCUUCCCCCCUUCCAGUUUCGAAAUAUGCCUUUUAGCUUACAAUAAGAGUUCCCUUACCGAAACUACUUUUUAUAAAUUAAGAGUUGAGUACAUUGCACGUGUGACUUUUGACCUGUUCAUUCCCUUUACUUUUUAGAAUCUGUUUAAAUCAUUAAGUUGUCGUUCCAAAAGUUUGUCAUCUUUGAAUAAUGGCCACCGUGUCUAAACACAAGAAAGUGAGGAUCAUGAAACAGAAGUUGAAACUUUUUCGAGCCAAUGAACCAUUAAAAAGUGUACUGAUGUGGGGCAUAAAUUAUUCGUUUUCCGCUCUAAAUCAUGUAAAGCAACGUGCACUGUUAUUGAAAGACGAUUUCAAAGCAUAUAUGAAAGUGAAGGUUAAUAACCACCACUUUAACAAGGAGAAUAUGCCUAGUAGAUUCAAGUUUAAGGAGUACUGCCCAAUGGUGUUCAAGUCAUUACGAGAUCGAUUUGGAGUUGACAAGAUGGAUUAUUGGGACUCUUUCACCAGACACCAACCAUUGUGGGAUAGUACGCGUGGAAAAUCUGGAUCGAAAUUUCUAGUCACGUAUAACCGACAAUUUGUAGCCAAAACAAUCAGUUCAGAAGAAGUUGAACAAAUGCAUCAAAUGUUAGAAGAAUAUUAUUCUUACAUUGUCAAAGGACACGGCCAAACACUGCUUCCUCAAUUUCUUGGACUUUAUCGACUUACAGUGAAUGAUCAGGAGUCGUAUAUAUUAGUAAUGAGGAAUGUGUUCAGCCCAAGACUUGCGAUUCACAAGAAAUAUGAUUUGAAGGGCUCAGCUGUGGAUCGUGAAGCCAACGAAAAGGAGAAGUCGAAGCCCUUGCCAACUCUGAAAGAUGCAGAUUUUCUAACAGAUUUGUGCAAAAUGCAUAUUGGUGAAGAGUCUAAAAAGAAGAUGUUGAGUACUCUGGAAUGUGAUAUACAAUUCUUACAGGAGAACAAUUUGAUCGACUACAGCCUUCUUAUUGGAGUGCAUAAUCCCGAGAUUGCAUUGGCUAAUUCAAUUGAGGAUGCUGGUGAUGACGGUGAAGGGACUGGUGGUGGUGUGUUGGAGCCUAACAGUCGAGGCUUCGAUGACAGGAUGGUGUCUGCAGGUGACGGUCUUGGAACACUUAGCUCACAAUGGCAAUGUGGUCGUUUGUCGAUGGCUAGAUCGAGUAUUGUGCUUGGUCUGAGCUCGUCAGCAGCUGCCGAGGCUGCUAGUUGUGGUGUUGGUACUGGGAAUGCGAGCACAGGUGAUGAUGACGAUGAAGAGGAGGACGGUAUCAGUAUACCAGAGAACAAUACACAAGUCCCUACAAGUGAAUUGACCCCACCGGAUAGUCCACCUGGUGCAGAAUGUCUACCUCAAUUAUUCUCAGGUGAAUUGCAUCCUACUUUGGAACAUUAUGGAAUCAAAAGUUCAAUUGAUUCUCCUCAUCCACUGAUCUAUUUUGUGGCUAUUAUCGACAUACUAACCCGUUAUGGGAUGCGUAAACGUACAGCGCAAACUUACAAAACAGUGAAACAUGGUGCUGAUGGUGGUUCUGUAAAACCGGAAUUCUACGGUCGUCGUUUAUUGGAAUUUGUUGAACAGUGCAUUGACUGAGCGGAAUGAGAAGUCUUAGUUGACCUCUGUAUGAAUGUACGCAUCGUUCCCUUGCUUUGACUCGAUCUUUCUAUCUAACUAUGUAUGUAUGUUGUUUGUUGUAUCGAGUUCCUAUGUGUUUGUAUAUAAUGCGUGCAUAUACAACUAUCCAACUAUGUAAUUGUACACAUAGGGUGCUAAAGCAUGCAUACACACAUACAUACAUGCAUUUAUAUAUGGACACAAACACGUACACUCUCACACUCACAUAUAUUAUGGAUAAACAGACGGGCAUGGCCGUGUUACCCAUUGUGGUUCGAGUGUGGAAGAAUUGUGAUCAGAAACCUUGUUUUUUCUUUUGUUUUGCUGCAUUUUUAUUUUAUCGAGUACUUAUUUAUCUUUUGUUGAUUACUUUGUGGACACUUUCAAGUGUUCAGCGUGUGUUUAUGUGACUGACUUUUGAUUGAUUAGAUUGUUUCUUUGAGGAAUACUGACUGUGAUGUUGGGAUAGUUGUUGAAGGUGGACUGAUGUUUGAUGUGAGUGAGAUGAUAUAGUUAAAUGAGAUUGGUGAUUAAUUGUAAGCGGUGUGGUUGUGUUUAUUACAUGAGAAUUUAGUAUGAUGAAAAUGAAUAAUGAAUAGAUUGGUGUUGUUGUAUUAUGUUGAGAUGAGCGGAGUUUAGAUUGACAGUUAUCGAUGUAAGAAUAUUAGAUGAUAUCACAAUAUUAACUGAUUAUUGAUUUUUUGAUAUUUAAUAAUUUGUCGUAGUUAAUUGUUUGAAUGGUGCUUAUUUCUCGUGAAUUCUUUGUUGUAUUAAUACUUGUAUAAAGAGUAUUAUGAAUGA